Messenger RNA from Jatropha curcas, 766 nucleotides. Its product is annotated as Yippee family putative zinc-binding protein. The record is from RefSeq and is a predicted model, not a curated record. NCBI's taxonomy places the organism in Eukaryota, Viridiplantae, Streptophyta, Magnoliopsida, Malpighiales, Euphorbiaceae.
UUGGCAAGCCUAAAUGGCAAGUGUCACCACGCCAGUGUUCCCCCUCUAAUCUAAUCCUGAAACCAAAAAAUCCCACCACUCCUAUUCUACUUUGUAUGAAAAGCAUAAAUAAAAAUAAAAACCAGCAAGAAAAACAAUAAAAAGCUUCGAUUUUCUUUUCCUUUCUUGUCCAAUUUCCAGCAGAGCUCUCAACAAUCAAGAACUGAGAACAAGAAGAAGAUAUGGGAAGAAUCUUUGUGGUAGAAUUAGAGGGAAGGUCUUACAGAUGCAAAUUUUGUGCAACCCAUUUAGCCCUUCCCAUUGAUCUGGCUUCAAGAUCUUUUCAUUGCCGCAGAGGAAAGGCAUAUCUCUUCAAUAAAGUGGUGAAUAUAACAGUUGGAGCCAUGGAGGAGAGAAUGAUGCUUUCAGGAAUGCAUACUGUGGCGGAUAUAUUUUGCUGCUGUUGUGGACAAAUUGUUGGCUGGAAAUAUGAAGCAGCACACGAGAAAAGCCAAAAGUACAAAGAAGGAAAGUUUGUUCUUGAAAGAGGGAGAAUUGUUGAUGAGAUGGACUUGUCAUCUGGAGUCUUUAUUGACACCCAUUCCGGUAUGAGUGACGCUGAAGACUCGUAGGAUAUAACUUCAUUUGUCUAAGUAAUGAUGUAAAAUAAUAUGGAAGUAGGAAGAAAAGCUACUUCCUUUUGUACAUACAUGGAUUGCUUUGUCAUUUUAAUAUAUAUGAGCACCUACUGUUGCUACAAAUGGAGUUUAGUAGUCUUUAAUUCUCA